GACGAUGCUAAAUAUGAUGGAGAAUAAUGAAAAUCCAAAUGAAGAAAGUACAUUACUUAGUAAAUAUAGAAGGAGAAACACAGAUUCUGUAUCCACCAUAGCCAGUGAAAGUUUGCUUGCCGAAACAGACAUGUCUCAUUUAAGAUUUCAAUGCAAAUGGCAAAAAAUACGUUUCUAUUUAGUUGAAAUAAUGGUGUUGAUAUUGGUUUUUGCCUACAAUUUAUCAGCUACUGUUUUGAAAAAUAGAAUAAUAUUUCAAACCUGUACCGUUGUUUACAAUUAUAACACGACAGAUUGCCUAAAAUUAUCCACCAGAAACUCAUCCGAUUACAUUAAGGGAAUAGAAGAAAAAGUUCAGCCAUAUGCCGCCCGAAUUUUUAUGACCACAUCCGUGAUUCAAAGUAUAGUCCCAGCUUUCUGUGGAUCAUUUGUUGGUGCUUGGUCUGAUCGUUUUGGCCGCAAGCCUUUGUUAAUAGCAUCGUUUACUGGUUAUUUUCUAUUUUAUACUGUUACUUCUAUUGUAAGCCAUUGCUCUGAUGUAGAAGAUGUCAGCCCUUGGUAUUAUUUAUUGGCCUCUUUGCCACUUUCUUUAUUGGGAGAUAGUGUCACUUAUUCUGUUGCAGCACUAUGUUAUAUUUCCGAUGUAUCCACCGCUGAAGAAAGACCAUACAGAAUGGUAUUUUACGAAGCCGUUAUAUACAUUGGCCUAAUGGCGGGAUCCUUUUCAUCUGGUUAUAUAUAUAGAGACUACACCUCAUCGACGUUGGUAUUUUCAAUAUCCGCUUUGUCUUUAUUGUUUGCAAUGUUAUUUAUCAUAUUCGUUAUACCGGAAAGCCUAAAUGCUCAAUCAAUGCCAAAUAUUCAAAAUAACGCGCUGAAUCCACUGGAAGAGAAUCAAAGGACAUCUAAAAAUGUAUUUGACUGUAAGCAUAUUAAAGACAUGUAUAAGACGUGUUUUAAAUUCAGAGAACAUGAAGCUCGUUCUGUACUUUUGUUGAUUGUAUCCACUUUAGUUAUUUGUGCAUUUGUAGUAGAUGGGUCUGUAACUGUUUUUUAUCUAUUUAUACGUGAGAAGUUUCAAUGGACGAUCAGAGAAUAUACAACAUACGAAACCCUUAGUAUAUUAGUUCCCAUUAUGGGAAAUAUUUUGGGUAUUUGGUUGCUAAGAAAAGUCAUUAAAAUUCCACUGCUAAAUCUUGCAAUAUUGGGGUUAUUGUCGAAUACUUGUAAUUGCUUGAUGAAAGGGUUUGCAGCCAUAAAUUGGCAAUUAUAUUUGGCCAUCGUCUUAGGAGCAUUAAAAUCCAUUGUCAAUCCAAUGUUGCGUACGGUUUUGACCAACAUAUUGCAGACAAAUGAAUUGGGCAAAAUAUUUUCCUUUAUAAGUGCAUUGGAAGCCUUUGUACCAUUUGUGGCAUCGCCACUAUAUACAAUUGUUUACGGGUUUACUCUUAAAAGUUAUCCGGGUUUCUUUAAUAUUUUAAGUGCAAACUUCUUUCUUCUAGCGAUUGGUUUAAUUUUGGUUGUCUUUCGCAAAAAACAGAAAUACUCCACAUAUUAUAGUGUUAUUUUAAAUUAGUUUUACAUAUUUAUUUUUUAUUUUAACUCUUUAUAAAUACAGUAAAUGUAUUUAAAAAAUAUGUAAAUAAAGAAUUAAAAUUUUAUUGAACAUAA
Messenger RNA from Calliphora vicina (urban bluebottle blowfly), 1671 nucleotides. Its product is annotated as probable peptidoglycan muropeptide transporter SLC46. The record is from RefSeq and is a predicted model, not a curated record. The coding region runs from base 5 to 1576 and encodes 523 amino acids. Gene Ontology annotation, cellular component: membrane. The transcript has 9 exons. Gene Ontology annotation, molecular function: transmembrane transporter activity. Lineage: Eukaryota; Metazoa; Arthropoda; Insecta; Diptera; Calliphoridae. Gene Ontology annotation, biological process: transmembrane transport.